AUGGAAGAAAGCGAAGCAAGCAUAGAAGCGAUGCAAGCGUCGGCGCCUCAUUCAGCAGGAUCGCGACUACUCGGCAGGACUACAGGACGCGGCUUCGGGGGUUACGACUCCUUGCCAGUGCCCAGUGCCACGAGCACGGAACGCCAACCAUUUUUCCCCACUAUGCGCACGCCACGAUCGCCAUCGCACGCCCUGGGCGCUGCUGCCGACAUCCCUCCUGCUCUUGCAACCCGGGCUCCCAUUCCCCGUAGCUCCAGUAUCGCACACAGUGCCACACAGGUCCAAAUCACAUCACCCAGCGCAGCUUUUGCUGCUGACUCCAUCGAUCCAGCCAUGCCGUACAUCCGCGGCGGCGGCAAGGCCGCCAGUAUCGGCCACGGUUCCAUCGCCCUCACCGCCGACCAACUCAUCGCGACCAACGACAUUAAACGUCGUAAAAUCGAGCGCCUCGAAAAGCUGCUCCGUGGCGUCAUAACACCAUCCGUGCUAGACGAGUACGGCAUAUCGUACGGUAGCACCGCCGCCCACGGCCUUCUCGCUGGCGGCGGCGGUGGUGGUGGUGCUUCCCGCAGUGGUGCUUCCCGGCGGAACCUUCUGCCGCCGCCGCUGCCGUCGUCGCCGCCGUCGCCGGACCUUCGCCUUCGCAUGAGCCCUUCACAUCGUUGGUUGCUCUCCACGUCCCUGCAGAAAAUGAGGGAAAACAGAUUGCAAUUAUUGCAAAUGAAGGAAAAUUCAGGGCCGCCAGCGCCGCGCGACCCUCCCGCGCCCUCAGCCGCCGCUGCCGCCACCGGGACAGAGGUCCACGGUGGUUCGCCGCCGCCGCCGCCACCACCUCAGCGGCAGCAGCAGCAUUCGUCGACAGCGUCAGCAUCAGCGGUGCUGUGGAGCGGUCCCGCCAGCCUCCAUCUUGCGGUGGUGGCCCGUGCACGUACGGCAAGGCGGGUCCUCCGCCGACGCCAAGGGCCUGUAGCAGAAGAACCUGUAGCUGCGGAUGUGGCUAGCACAAGCGCUACAGCAGCCCCAGUUACGGCAGUAGCUGGAAGCCCAGUGGCGGCGGAGGCGGACGAUCUGCUCGCCUCGUCGCGGCGGCGGAGGCGGCGGCAGCGGGCAUCGUCCAUGUCGACGGAGGCAGCUGCAACGGCAGUAGCUGCCGUAGCAGAAGCGGCGCAGGAACCGGAUUCCGCCGACGUUCGGGGGGCUGUAGCUUCGCUGUCAUUGGCGGCGGGGGCUACAGCUGCAGCAGCGCAGCCAGCUACCGCUGGUGGUUUAGUGGCGGAGGCGGCGGAGGCGGCGGCGGAGCCUGAGAUGCCGGAGGCGGCGGAGGCGCUGCCUUUGGACCGCUCAGUUGCCUUUCCCUCGCAUCCGCACCAGUCUUCGCACCAACACCACCAUCACCACCACCACCACCACAACCGGCAACAGCAGCAGCAGCUCCUCCCCCAGGAGGCCCCGGAAGGGGAGGGGCCAGAAGCAUCACUGGUUGCUGUGCAGGUGGCGGAGGGCGACGUACGGCAGCCGUCACAGCCGCUGCUACUGCCAUUGCAGGAAGAACAGCAGCAGCAGCAGCAGGAGGUGGUGGAGGGUCGGGAACCUUGUCGGGCCUUGGGGGACGUGGCCAACUGGGUUGCUGGUGAAAUUGAGGGGGACGUCCAGCCGCCGCCGCCGCCGCCGCCGGCACCGCCGCAUCCGGCCGGGGAAAACGUUGCUACUCGGUCUAGGGCAGCUGUUGUCGUACUCAAGCCACGGCCGGCGCGCGCAGCCACCGCAAUCACCGGCGGCGACGGCGGCAUUGAUUCAGCACCAUCUGUAGCACCCCGCAAACCCCUCACCUCGCGGGGGAUGGAGGUGGAGGUGGAGUCUUGCCAUCGGGACGACGGUCCCAGCGUCCGGUCCCUUUGCCUCUUCCUCAACAGCGCGACCAAGGUGGGCAGUCUGGAGCUUAAUGCGGAACAGAUGAUGUGGCUUGAGGAGAAGUUAUGUGCUCAGGCGCCCUUGUUGAACUGUGUGGAUGUGAGCAAUGUCAUGUCUUCUUUGGCGAGAUUGACAGCAGACCCCCACCACUACUACGACUACGACUACAUCAACAACAUCAACAAAAACAACGACAACAACGACAACAACAUCAACAACAUCAACAACGAUAAGGACCACCACAAUUUCAACCAACAGUCUCAUCAUCAUCAUCAUCAUCAUCAGCAGCAGCAGCAGCAGGGGGCCGUAACUCGUAGCAGCCAUUAUAUCUCCCAUCACCACCAUUAUUACCACCAUCGGCAACAACAACAAGAACAACAAUACUAUUACGAUCACCAUAACCGCCGUAACCACAACCACCAGCAAGAUGGGAAGGGGGAGAUGGAGAGCUCGGGAAUUGCUGCUACUGCUACUGCUACUGCUGUUCGUUCUGCAGUGGCGGCAGUAGCUGAGGCGAUGAAUUCUGUUGGUGGCUACAGCAGCGCCACCACCAAUAAUAUUAGUCGUCGUGUACCUAUUACCACUACCACUACGAAUAAUGACGAGGUAGUUCAUGGGAGGAAGAUACGAGUUCGACCCCGGGUUGAAACAAUUUUGGCCAUUUUGUGGAGGUCGGCACAACUGCUGCCCCACACCCGAGCUGACGAGGUGGUCACAUUGCUGUAUUCCCUGGCGCGAUUGGGAUUCCGUGCACCCGGGGAGUACACGACAGCGCUGCUCAGCCGCUGUCUCUCCCUUCGCCACGCUUGCACCCCCCAAGCCCUGGCCUUGGUAAUUUGGGCGGCGCCCCGCAUCCGCCGGCGACCGCCCCGGUCGUGGCUGGCGGCGAUGGUGGAGCAAGCCGUACGCCGUGUCGGCGACUUCACGCCGCCGCUGCUGACGGCGUUGCUGUGCGGCCUGGCUCGGGCCUGCGUCAGCCCCGGCGGCCGGUCGGCGGCGGCCUGGAGCGCCCUGGAGCCGGCGGCGGCGGCGCCAUUUGUACGACGGGUUGCAGAGCUGCUUCCGUCGUACGAUGCACCACGCGACUUGGCAAACGUGGCCUGGGCGCUAGCGACGCUGCCGCCGGACUGUGUGCCGACCCAUGGGUCGCGGUUUUGGGGGGAUCUGGCGCGGCGCGGGCGAGAGUUGGGCUUUUGUAGUUUUGGGUCUCAGAGCCUGGCGAAUUUGCUGUGGAGCCUUGCGAAGGUGGCGGUGAAGCGCAGCGGCGGCGGCGGCGGCGCUGCGGUGGUGCAAUAUCAGCUCUUUGGCGGCGCCGCUGGCGUCCGUGAGUUGGUCCUGGCGCUGGAACGGAACCUGUACGACAUGAACGCCGCGGAAUUGAGCAUGACUUUGUGGGCGCUGGGUCAGUUACGUCUCGACCCGGGGAAGCACUGGGUGGAAGCGGCGGCGCAGCGCGCGGUGGGGCUGCUGCGUAGGAUGCGGCUCCGCGGCCUGUCGGCGCUCGUACAUUCCAUCACGUGGAUCAAGUCGUACGGCCCGAGCGAGGAGGUGGCAGAGCUCCAGCGACGAAUCGACAAAGAACCGGUUAGGAAUCACCUUGACCUAAGGCAUCGCUUGGAUAAAGAUGGACAGCGCUACGGGAAAGUGAUUGCGUACAGGUCGAGCGAGCUGCGCGCGGUGGAGUUGUUGGACGGCUUAUGCAGCAGCAUGCGGGACUAUUCCCUUGUUCAUCCGAUAGGAAAGAAAACCAAGUUUUGGCUCAAAGUGAAGGGCGAGGGGGCCGGGAACACAGGCGCUGUCACCCGACCCCAGCGGGAGGAGGAGGAUGAGAAGAGCAAGGGCAAAGUGCAAAAUGGGAAAAUUGUUCCUCACGGCACAAGGCAGCCGGGUUGCCUGUCGCCGCCUUUUGUACGACUUGAAGCUUACUGCGGGACUUUGCUGGAGGAGUACGAGGAGGAGAUCUAUGCUGGGGUCAUGAAAGGAGGCUUUGACUCUCAGGGCGUCGAAGCCGUGCUGUGCCGGAGCAUCAUUUCCCCAUGCCCUAUAGCGGCGCCUGCGCCGUCAGGCGAUACUGAAUCGGCCAGCCAAGCAGCGGCUGCGGAUGACGUGGAGCGCGAAGCGACUGCCGAGGAGGCGGCAGCCGCCGCCUCUGGCUACGUGGAGGAGCUCACGCUGAAGGGAGACGCGGAUGGCAACGUAGAGCUGUAA
This is a messenger RNA of Volvox carteri f. nagariensis, 4119 nucleotides long. RefSeq lists its product as uncharacterized. Bases 1 to 4119 code for a protein of 1372 amino acids. The transcript is spliced from 12 exons. The record is from RefSeq and is a predicted model, not a curated record. Lineage: Eukaryota; Viridiplantae; Chlorophyta; Chlorophyceae; Chlamydomonadales; Volvocaceae.